Messenger RNA from Anoplophora glabripennis (Asian longhorned beetle), 1699 nucleotides. RefSeq names its product protein prune homolog 2. The transcript is spliced from 7 exons. Bases 69 to 1445 code for a protein of 458 amino acids. The record is from RefSeq and is a predicted model, not a curated record. NCBI's taxonomy places the organism in Eukaryota, Metazoa, Arthropoda, Insecta, Coleoptera, Cerambycidae. Gene Ontology annotation, cellular component: cytoplasm.
CAAGUAUGUCGAAGACGAUAUACUAAAAAAUAAAUAGAAAAACCAGCGAUAGGAGGAAAAAAUCUCGAAUGAGUGAGGUAACAAGCCCGUCUUCGGAAAAGAUGGACAUUUCCGAUGUUUCCGACGAAUCUAGUCAUGAAAACACAAACACUAGUCAAGUCUUGCGGCUUUCCAACCCCAUUACUAGCGAAAUAUUGGAUAAUGAAAGGCUGGAUAACAUUAAAUACGAUCACAAUAACUCUGUUUUCUCAGAUAGAAAUAUUUCAACUACAAAAAAUGCAACGAAUUCUCACCCCUUGAUGUAUUCACCCACAUCCCCAAAAUCUUCAGAUUUUCCAGAUUUAAUACCAGAAAAACCGAAAGCAAAGAAACCUUCAUUUUUACCGCAGGCACACAGUACUGCUUUGGAGAAUAGUACUGAGUCACACCAGUUUGAAUAUCAUUUCAAUAUUGACUUACCAAUGGACGAGUACAAUGAAAAGUUACCAGAUUUUCCAGAUAGUCCAUCUGCUUUAAAAAAAUCAUUAAUGUACGAUUUACCAGUGGAAAUGGUUGCACAUGAUAUACCCAGUGAUAAUGAAAAUGAAAAUGAUAAAUCGAUCUAUGAAGCACAUUUAAGUUCUAAUUUACAGAAUGUUUCCCUUACCAUGAAUGAAAAAGAAGGAAAUUUAAAUUUUCUGGCACACAAUAAAAGAAGCAAUAAACUAAGAAUAAUAAAAGUCUUGCCAAUUGAAUCUGAUCAAGAAAGCGAUGUUUCUUCUUUAGACAGCAAUCCUGAUAGCUUGAAGUCUGAAGACGUUUUUAACGGAGAAACUGAAAAUGGUAAAGAUAAUCUGGAAAACGAUGAUAACAUCUCUCCUGAGCCAAUCGAGCCUCUAAGUGCGGCAGAUGAGCGUCGACACGCCAGGUAUUGGCAGCGGAUGGUGUUGCCUGGUGGAGAACAACGCACUAUUGAUAUGCGUGUUAUCGAACCUUACAAAAGAGUGCUCUCUCAUGGUGGAUACCUCAGAGCAGGAGGCCACACUGCUAUUGUGCUGUUUUCCGCUUGCUUCUUACCUGAUAGGUCGAGAGUGGAUUAUGAUUAUGUGAUGGACAACCUGUUCCUAUAUGUACUUUGGACUUUGGAACGUUUGGUUACCGAAGACUACGUUCUUGUAUAUCUACAUGGUGCUGCAGCUAAGUUACCUUCAUUUAGUUGGCUCAAGAGAUGUUACCAAAUGAUUGGGAGAAAAUUAAGAAAGAACCUGAGCCACUUGUACAUUGUGCAUCCUACUUUGUGGAUAAAGACCAUGCUUUUUAUGGCUAAACCUUUCAUAAGCUCCAAAUUUUAUAGGAAGAUAACUUUCGUGGCGACACUACGUGAAUUGAUGAUUCGUGUCCCUCUAGAGGCAGCUGCCAUUCCAGAUAAGGUUAAAGCUUACGAUAGUUUGCACUGUAGUGCUUAGUUCCCUGAUGACAUAUUGUCACGCCUUGCCUACCAAUUUUAGAUAUUAAAACAUUCCCAAAGCUUUACAUCGUAUUACAGCCAAUCACUUUGGUUUUUAUACAUCGAAUCUUUCAUAUGUUUUUAUAUGUUUUUAAUGGUGCAGACAGGUAAAAGGUGUUACGGGUUCCACUUUUGUUUUUUUUUGUAGUUUCCAAGGCGGUACAAUACCUUUUUGCAAAUGAAAAUUUCUUUUCUUAUAAAACUGUCAUGGAA